Messenger RNA from Phacochoerus africanus (Common warthog), 2115 nucleotides. It is a transcript of the gene HCK, whose product is annotated as HCK proto-oncogene, Src family tyrosine kinase. Gene Ontology annotation, biological process: protein phosphorylation; innate immune response; cell surface receptor protein tyrosine kinase signaling pathway. Gene Ontology annotation, cellular component: extrinsic component of cytoplasmic side of plasma membrane. The coding region runs from base 309 to 1829 and encodes 506 amino acids. Gene Ontology annotation, molecular function: signaling receptor binding; non-membrane spanning protein tyrosine kinase activity; ATP binding. Lineage: Eukaryota; Metazoa; Chordata; Mammalia; Artiodactyla; Suidae. The transcript has 13 exons. The record is from RefSeq and is a predicted model, not a curated record.
GGGCGGGGUUAGCACCACUCCGGGCGCGGCUAAAGCGCCCAGAUGGUCUGUGGGCGCCAAGGCGUCCCAGGUCCUAGCCCCGGCGCAACUCUGGGCGACUGGGAGGGACGCAGACAGCUCAGCGCAAGAGGGGCCCCCAAAAAACAACGCACCGAAACACCUCGGAGCGCAGCCCCAGCCUCUUCUCCAAAGUCACUCUAUCUUCCCUUCGGCACCGGCGCCCGGGCACCCCGGUAGCUGCCGAGCUGGGGGGUCGCUCCAGUUGCGAGGACCCCGGCUGCCCACCGGAGGAGGAACGGGCGCCCAGAAUGGGCUGCGUAAAGUCCAAGUUCCUCCGGGACAGAGGCAAGGUCUCAAAGAGCGAGCCCAACACCAACCCACACAAUCCCGUGUAUGUGCCGGAUCCUACAUCCUCCUCAGGAAAGCGGUGGCCAGACAGCAGCCAAAGCAACCCACCCGAGGCCACAGAGGCAGGUUCUGAGGACAUCAUUGUGGUUGCCCUGUAUGACUACGAGGCCAUUCACCAUGAAGACCUCAGUUUCCAGAAGGGGGAUCAGAUGGUUGUCCUGGAGGAGUCUGGGGAGUGGUGGAGAGCUCGAUCCCUGGCCACCCGGAACGAGGGCUACAUCCCAAGCAACUAUGUUGCCCGCGUCAACUCUCUGGAGACAGAGGAGUGGUUCUUCAAGGGCAUCAGCCGGAAGGAUGCAGAGCGCCAACUCCUGGCCCCAGGGAACGUGCUGGGCUCCUUUAUGAUCCGGGACAGUGAGACCACCAAAGGGAGCUACUCUUUGUCCGUGCGAGACUACGACCCCCAGCACAGGGACACGGUGAAGCAUUACAAGAUCCGGACCCUGGACAGCGGGGGCUUCUACAUCUCCCCACGGAGCACUUUCAACACCCUGCAGGAGCUGGUGGCCCACUACAAGAAGGGGAGCGACGGGCUCUGCCAGAAGCUGACCGUGCCCUGCGUGUCCUCCAAGCCCCAGAAGCCUUGGGAGAAAGAUGCCUGGGAGAUCCCCCGGGAGUCCCUCAAGAUGGAGAAGAGACUUGGAGCGGGGCAGUUUGGGGAAGUCUGGCUGGCCACCUACAACAAGCACACCAAGGUGGCCGUGAAGACGAUGAAGCCCGGGAGCAUGUCUGUGGAGGCCUUCCUGGCAGAAGCUAACCUGAUGAAAACUCUGCAGCACGACAAGUUGGUGAAGCUGCACGCGGUGGUCACCACGGAAGAGCCCAUCUACAUCAUCACGGAGUUCAUGGCCAAAGGCAGCCUGCUUGACUUCCUGAAAAGUGAAGAAGGCAGCAAGCAGCCUUUGCCAAAACUCAUCGACUUCUCGGCCCAGAUUGCAGAAGGCAUGGCCUUCAUCGAGCAGAGGAACUACAUCCACCGUGACCUCCGAGCUGCCAACAUCUUGGUGUCUGGGUCCCUGGUGUGCAAGAUUGCUGACUUCGGCCUGGCCCGGGUCAUCGAGGACAAUGAAUACACAGCUCGGGAAGGGGCCAAGUUCCCCAUCAAAUGGACAGCUCCUGAAGCCAUCAACUUCGGCUCAUUCACCAUCAAGUCAGACGUCUGGUCGUUUGGUAUCCUGCUGACGGAGAUCGUUACCUACGGCCGGAUCCCUUACCCAGGGAUGUCAAACCCUGAGGUGAUCCGGGCACUGGAGCACGGGUACCGGAUGCCCCGACCAGAGCACUGCCCAGAGGAGCUCUACAACAUCAUGACUCGCUGCUGGAAGAACCACCCCGAGGAGCGGCCCACCUUCGAAUAUAUUCAGAGCGUGCUGGAUGACUUCUACACGGCCACCGAGAGCCAGUACCAACAGCAGCCUUGACUGGGGCGACCAGGGCAGGGCCAGGUGCCAAGGGCACCACCUGCUCAGUGCCCACUCACCCUUCCCACUCUCAGACACCCACCCUCAGCUGUCAAGAGGGUAGGCUGGACUGGACAAUCUCUUUUUGACUCUAGCAAUCCACAAUCUGCCAUUUUUAAGACACCUCCAGUUGAUAUUUCUAUUGCCUGGGACAGCGGGAUUCUGGUUAUAGCUGUGGUUUAGAUGGGAAACUUUAACAAUAAUGAAAUAAAUAUUUAAAUCAAAGAUAUGAAUGCUAAAGGUUUUA